Thalassophryne amazonica is the source of this 1169-nucleotide messenger RNA. RefSeq names its product homeobox protein Hox-A13a. Gene Ontology annotation, biological process: regulation of transcription by RNA polymerase II. Bases 50 to 955 code for a protein of 301 amino acids. Lineage: Eukaryota; Metazoa; Chordata; Actinopteri; Batrachoidiformes; Batrachoididae. The record is from RefSeq and is a predicted model, not a curated record. Gene Ontology annotation, molecular function: RNA polymerase II cis-regulatory region sequence-specific DNA binding; DNA-binding transcription factor activity, RNA polymerase II-specific. The transcript has 2 exons.
GUAGGCUUUUUAAAAAAGAGCCAGAAGCUUCAAUGUUGGAUGCCGUGCUAUGACAACGUCACUGCUCCUCCGUCCUCGCUGGGUCGACCCCUCGGUGAUGUUCCUCUACGACAACGGCGGCGGUUCCGAUGAAGUGAGUAAGAACAUGGAGGGUUUCGCUGGUGGCAACUUUGCUGCAAACCAGUGCAGGAAUCUGAUGGCACACCCCGCGUCCCUGGCACCAAGCUCGUCUUACUCGUCCAGCGACGUCCCCACCUCCGGCAUGGGCGAACCGGUGAAGCAGUGCAGCCCGUGUUCCGCGGCUCAGAACUCCUCCAGCGCCUCGCUGCCGUACGGGUACUUCGGUAGCGGAUAUUACCCGUGCAGGAUGUCACAUCACAGCAGCAUAAAGUCGUGCGGAGCGCAGCCCCCCUCCGCGUACGGGGAGAAAUACAUGGACACGUCCGCCUCCGGUGAAGAUUUCACCUCUCGGGCGAAGGAAUUCGCUUUCUAUCCGUCUUACCCUACAGGUCCGUACCAACCUGUGCCCAGUUACCUGGACGUUCCCGUGGUACCAACGAUCAGUGCGCCUUCGGAGGCCAGGCACGAGUCCCUGCUGCCUAUGGAGAGCUACCAACCGUGGACUCUGGCUGCGAACGGGUGGAACAGCCAGGUUUACUGCGCCAAGGAGCAGCCCCAGCCUGGACACAUCUGGAAACCUCUUCCAGACGCGGUGUCCCACACCGGAGGAGACUCGGGCUCGUACCGACGUGGACGAAAGAAGCGCGUGCCAUACACCAAGGUGCAACUGAAGGAACUCGAGCGCGAGUACGCCGCCAAUAAAUUUAUCACGAAGGACAAACGGAGGAGGAUAUCAGCGCAGACCAACCUGUCCGAGAGACAGGUGACGAUAUGGUUUCAAAAUAGACGCGUAAAGGAGAAGAAAAUUGUGAACAAAUUGAAAACCAUCAGCUAGUCUCUCCGUGACGUGAUGGACAGCGUGGAGACUAACUGUAAAAGCGCGUGCGCGCGCUGCGCAAUGCGCACUCACUUGGACACCCGGAUUGGAACAUUUCAAUCGCUUCCUGACUCAACACGAUCCAUUUGUAUGUUGCCAGAUGAUUUUCCGGAGAUUCUGGAAGAAAACUGGACCAUUUAUGUCCAAAAUGUCUUGUAAAAUACCGAGUCAA